Nannizzia gypsea CBS 118893 is the source of this 708-nucleotide messenger RNA. RefSeq lists its product as hypothetical. The record is from RefSeq and is a predicted model, not a curated record. NCBI's taxonomy places the organism in Eukaryota, Fungi, Ascomycota, Eurotiomycetes, Onygenales, Arthrodermataceae. The transcript is spliced from 2 exons. The coding region runs from base 1 to 708 and encodes 235 amino acids.
AUGUCGGGCAACGUAGCGCUCAUCGAGCGCAUAUCGGCUUUCGUGGCCAAACACAUGGCAGGCCACGACCCCUCUCACAACGCCCGCCAUGUCUCCCGCGUAGUCAGGCUCGCCCAGACGAUCCUCGCAAAAGAAAAGACUCGCAACCCCUCUAUUACGUAUGACGAAACGGUGGUCACUCUCGCGGCCUGGAUGCAUGAUAUUGCCGAUAGAAAAUAUCUCCCUAAACCAACCGACGGGGGUUCACAGAUGGAAACUAAUAAGCACAAGAUUAACCCCGACACUAUCAUAUAUGAUACCCUGGUAUCCCACCAUGCAGACCCAAGCAUGGCACAGAGAGUUCAGACCAUAGUGUCGAACGUCUCCUAUUCAACCGAGAUAAAAGACCCUAGUGUUGUUCAGCGCCUGAUCAGUCCUGAAGGCGGAUAUCCUGAACUCGCCAUCGUGCAGGAUGCAGACCGUCUAGACGCCAUUGGCGCAGUUGGGAUAGCAAGAUGUUUCACGUUUCUUGGAGCCAAGUCCAAGGGUGCUGGCAAGGAUGGCGGCAAGGAACCGGACUUGGACGAUGCGAUAGAGCAUUUUGAAGAGAAGUUGGUGAAGCUGGAAGGGAUGAUGAAGACGGCUACUGGGCGGGAGAUGGCGAGAGAGAGGGCAUUUAGAAUCAAGGAGUUUCAGCGUUGGUGGGCUGACGAGACGGAUGGGGUUUGA